This is a messenger RNA of Paramecium octaurelia, 1192 nucleotides long. The record is from the annotation of a GenBank genome assembly. Lineage: Eukaryota; Ciliophora; Oligohymenophorea; Peniculida; Parameciidae.
AUGUAAGUUAACAAGUGCAUGUUCUGUACUAAAUUGAACACUGAUGGUUCUUUUCAUUUAAUUCUCACGAGAGCACUUUCUUCCAAAUACUCUCAGUCACAAAACUUUUAUUACCAAAAAGACAUUAAUGACAUAUUGGAUGACAAAUCAGUUAAAUCUACUAUUCGAUUUAAAGAUUAUACCUAAUUCAAUCAGUAAACUGAAUUCAUGAGAAGGUAUGUAAACAAUUAUAUAAUGAAAAAGAUUUUAUAGAUAUUUUGAAAGUGAUGAUAGAAUACCAGCUCUAUUAGAAUAUUAUAAGUACCACAUUAAUAUUCCCAGGAACUUUCAUUGCAAACCCAUAAAUAAGAGAAUGCAGAAAAAUAGGGAUAUACAGUAUUGCAAAAUUAAAAUGGAGUUGGGUUUGUAUGAAGAAGUCAAAGAAUAAACGCAAUCUAAAGUGAAAGACACUUCUGAAGAUUGUUCAGUUAAUUAACUUAAAUAUUUAUUGAAAGAUCUCAAACUUGAAUCAACUUAAACUGAUAUAUCUAAAAUGAGUAAUACCACCAUGCUCAGAGAUUUGGUUCAUAUGAUUGGAGACACAAAAAAUUAAGCAAAGCCUUUUGAGAUAUUUAAUCAGAAUAAGCUUAUUUAAAACUCUUUAAAAUCUACGAUUGAUGCAUAAAAACAGAUCAGUUCCAAUUAUUAAACGACUCUCAAAAAAACUAUUGAGAUGCAAUUAAGAUAGGUACAACUCUUAAGAUCUCCACCUUUAACUCAAAGGAUCCCAAAGCCUGCUUAAACUUCAAGAUAGACUUCAGCUUCAAAGCAAAGAUCUAAAAUCGAAAUUCCUAUAAAAAUAAUAAGAAAACCUCCUUAAUUAAAAUCAAGACAUGCCUCUUUAGGAAAUAUUGAAAUGACUAAAUCUUGCUUAACAACUGCAAGGAAUACUCCAUAAUAGAAUGAAUUGGUAUUGGAGUUAGCAAAGAAAAUGCUUUCUACAAAAAUGACUUUCAAUAAUAGCAAUUCAAAAAGGAAGGUUGCAAAUCAACAAUAAAAUAAUUUUUUUGUAAAAGGAAGAACAAGCAUGGCUAGUAGUUAGAAAAACUUUGAAGACCUUAAAAAUUCAAUGAAGAGUUUAAGAUCUAAAUAUUUAACUCCUAGCCAACUAUGUUCUUCAAAUCAUGAUACUCCAAAAAUUAAAAAAAAAUGA